This is a messenger RNA of Erigeron canadensis, 513 nucleotides long. RefSeq lists its product as uncharacterized. The record is from RefSeq and is a predicted model, not a curated record. Bases 1 to 513 code for a protein of 170 amino acids. Lineage: Eukaryota; Viridiplantae; Streptophyta; Magnoliopsida; Asterales; Asteraceae. The transcript has 2 exons.
AUGGUUUUCGGAUUUUCUUUUAAGAGUGGUGAUGGGGAAGAAGAAGUGAUUGAUGGAAGCUUUAUUCGCAUACCUCAUGAUAUGACCAUCCCGUACAAUAAUGGAGCUAAACCAAAAGAGGAUUUAAUUAGUGCCAUAUUCCCUUCUAUGGAUGUCAAUGGAAAUUCUUCGGGGUACAUAAUUUCUAGGGCCAUACUGUCAACUAAAAAUGAUAAUGUCGAUGAGAUAAAUGAUGAGUUAAUUGGUAGAUUCUGCAAGGAGGAGCAAAUCUAUUAUAGCUUUGAUGAGGCAGAAGAUGAUGUUAACAAGUAUUAUCCGAUUGAAUUCUUAAACUCGCUUAACGUUAGUGGUUUGCCCCCUCAUUGCCUACGACUGAAAGUUGGAUGCCCGAUCAUACUAUUACGUAAUAUUGAUCUAUGGAACGGGCUGUGUAACGGCACAAGGUUGAUAUGCAAAGGUUUUCAACGAAAUGUCAUCGAUGCCGAGAUAGACGUUGGUUUCUUAGUUUUAUGA